Molecule: messenger RNA, 5621 nt
Organism: Phyllostomus hastatus (greater spear-nosed bat)
Lineage: Eukaryota; Metazoa; Chordata; Mammalia; Chiroptera; Phyllostomidae
Gene: SMC5
Product: structural maintenance of chromosomes 5
Exons: 25
Coding region: 104-3412 (1102 amino acids)
Biological process (GO): double-strand break repair via homologous recombination
Cellular component (GO): Smc5-Smc6 complex
Molecular function (GO): ATP binding; ATP hydrolysis activity
Source: RefSeq, a predicted model, not a curated record
UGGGGUCGCGCGCUGAACAGUUCGCGCGGGAGCGGGACGUCAGGGCGUUGGGUCGGCAGGUCUCUAAGAACUGGAGCUGCUGCGGGGCGAAGGGGAAGCCAGGAUGGCGACUUCGAGCCGGAAGACCUCGACCCCAAGCCCCCUGGCCUCCAAGAGAUGUCACCCGAAAGAUCCAUCGUCGGAGGUCCCGAGCAAGAGUAGUAGGAGUUCGGCGCCGCCCCUGCCGUUGCCGUCGGCCGGACCUUUUGUGGAAGGGUCUAUCGUCCGCAUCGCGAUGGAGAACUUCCUAACAUACGAUAUCUGUGAAGUAUGCCCUGGACCCCAUUUGAAUAUGAUUAUUGGAGCUAAUGGGACAGGGAAGUCCAGCAUUGUGUGUGCCAUUUGCCUUGGAUUAGCGGGCAAACCUGCUUUCAUGGGACGGGCAGAUAAGGUUGGCUUUUUUGUGAAGAGAGGGUGUUCCAAAGGCAUGGUUGAAAUUGAAUUGUUCAGGACUUCUGGAAAUCUUAUAAUUACCCGUGAGAUUGAUGUGGCAAAAAAUCAGUCCUUGUGGUACAUCAACAAAAAAUCAACAACCCUGAAAACAGUAGAAGAAAAAGUUGCAGCCUUAAAUAUUCAAGUGGGAAAUCUUUGCCAGUUUCUACCUCAGGAUAAAGUUGGAGAAUUUGCUAAACUCAGUAAAAUUGAACUACUUGAAGCUACUGAGAAAUCAAUUGGACCUCCAGAAAUGCACAGAUACCACUGUGAGCUCAAAAACUUCAGGGAGAAAGAAAAACAACUAGAGACCUCAUGCAAAGAAAAAACUGAGUAUCUAGAGAAAAUGAUUCAGAGGAAUGAAAGAUACAAACAAGAUGUGGAGAGGUUCUAUGAACGUAAGCGACACUUAGAUUUGAUUGAGAUGCUUGAAGCAAAAAGGCCGUGGGUGGAAUAUGAAAAUGUUCGUCAGGAAUAUGAAGAAGUAAAGCUAGCUCGUGACCGAGUGAAGGAUGAAGUCAGAAAACUUAAAGAUGGGCAGAUUCCUAUUACCCAUCGAAUUGACGAAAUUGAAAAGCAGCGUCACACUUUGGAGGCUCGAAUCAAAGCAAAGGCAACAGAUAUUAAGGAGACAUCUCAAAAAUGCAAACAAAAACAAGAUGUUAUAGAAAAGAAAGAUAAACACAUUGAGGAACUUCAGCAGGCUUUAAUCGUAAAACAGAAUGAAGAGCAUGACCGACAGAGGAGAAUAAGUAAUACCCGCAAAAUGAUAGAAGAUUUGCAAAAUGAACUGAGGACCACAGAAAACUGUGUGAAUCUUCAACCCCAGAUUGAUGCCAUUACAAUUGAUCUGAGACGGGUUCAAGAUGAAAAGGCAGUGUGUGAAAGCGAGAUAAUUGAUAAGCACAAAGAGAGGGAAACUCUAGAGAAGGAGAAAAAGAGUGUGAAUGAUCAAAUUGUACAAUUUGACAAUCUUAUGAAUCAAAAGGAAGAUAAGCUGAGACAGAGGUAUCGUGACACGUAUGAUGCUGUUUUAUGGCUGAGAAAUAACAGAGACAGAUUUAAGCAAAGAGUCUAUGAGCCCAUAAUGCUCAUGAUCAAUAUGAAAGAUCAUAAAAAUGCCAAAUAUAUUGAAAAUCAUAUUCCACCAAAUGACUUGAGAGCCUUUGUAUUUGAGAGUCAGGAAGAUAUGGAGGUUUUCCUCAAAGAGGUUCGUGAUAAUAAAAAGUUAAGAGUAAAUGCUGUUAUUGCUCCUAGGAGUUCAUAUGCAGACAGAGCACCUGCAAGGCCUUUAAAUGAACUAAAACAAUAUGGAUUCUUCUCUUACCUGCGGGAGCUGUUCGAUGCGCCUGCUCCUGUCAUGAGCUACCUAUGCAGCCAGUAUCAUAUCCAUGAAGUUCCUGUAGGGACCGAAAGGACCAGAGAGAGAAUUGAACGGGUAAUACAAGAAACCCGAUUAAGACAAAUGUACACAGCAGAAGAAAAGUAUGUGGUGAAAACUUCCUUUUAUUCAAAUAAAGUUAUUUCUAGUAACACAUCCCUAAAAGUAGCCCAGUUUCUCACAGUCACCGUGGAUCUAGAGCAAAGAAGACACCUAGAAGAACAUCUAAGGGAAAUUAAUAGAAAAUUGCAAGCAGUGGAAUCAGGGUUGAUUGCCUUGCGUGAAACAAACAAACAUCUAGAACACAGAGAUAAUGAACUUAGACAAAAGAAGAAGGAACUUGUUGAAAGGAAAACCAAGAAAAGACAAUUGGAACAAAAAAUUAGUUCCAAACUAGGAAGUUUAAAGAUGAUGGAACAGGAUACUUGCAACCUUGAAGAAGAAGAGCGAAAAGCAAGUACCAAAAUUAAAGAAAUAAAUGUUCAAAAAGCAAAGCUUGUUACCGAAUUAACAAACCUAAUAAAGAUUUGCACUUCUUUGCAUAUACAAAAAGUAGAUUUAAUUCUUCAAAAUACUACAGUGAUCUCUGAGAAGAACAAAUUAGAAUCAGAUUAUAUGGCUGCAUCAUCACAACUACGUCUCAAAGAGCAACAUUUCAUUGAGUUGGAUGAAAACAGACAGAGAUUAUUGCAGAAAUGCAAGGAACUGAUGAGGAGAGCUAGGCAAGUAUGUAACCUGGGUGCAGAGCAGACCGUUCCUCAGGAGUACCAGACACAAGUACCCACCAUUCCAAAUGGACACAACUCCUCACCCCCCAUGGCUUUCCAGGAUCUUCCAAACACAUUGGAUGAAAUUGAUGCUUUAUUAACUGAAGAAAGAUCAAGAGCUUCUUGCUUCACGGGAUUGAAUCCUACAGUUGUUGCAGAAUACACAAAAAGAGAAGAAGAGAUAGAACAAUUAACUGAGGAACUAAAGAUAAAGAAAGUUGAACUGGAUAAGUAUAGGGAGAGCAUUUCACAGGUGAAAGAGAGGUGGCUUAAUCCUUUAAAAGAGCUGGUAGAAAAAAUUAAUGAAAAAUUCAGCCAUUUUUUUAGUUCCAUGCAGUGUGCUGGUGAAGUUGAUCUCCACACAGAAAAUGAGGAAGACUAUGAUAAAUAUGGAAUUCGAAUUAGAGUCAAAUUCCGCAGUAGUACACAACUGCAUGAAUUAACGCCUCAUCAUCAGAGUGGAGGUGAAAGAAGUGUUUCCACCAUGUUAUACCUGAUGGCACUUCAGGAACUUAAUAGAUGUCCAUUCCGAGUAGUUGAUGAAAUCAAUCAGGGAAUGGACCCUAUCAAUGAACGCAGAGUAUUUGAAAUGGUUGUAAAUACUGCUUGUAAAGAGAAUACUUCUCAGUACUUCUUUAUUACACCAAAGCUCCUCCAAAAUCUCCCUUAUUCUGAAAAGAUGACAGUAUUGUUCGUCUACAAUGGUCCUCAUAUGCUGGAACCCAACAGAUGGAACUUGAAAGCUUUCCAGAGACGGCGGCGCCGUAUUACGUUCACUCAGCCUUCUCAGUAAAAGUAAAAGCAGAGAACUCUGGAUUUUGUUAAAUUCUCUUUACAGCUCAUCCGAAUAAAAGGAGGUUCGUUAAGGCUAAAAGACCAGUUGUUUUUGAAACCUGCUGUUAAGUACAAAUGGGUUGAUGAAUGAAGACCGUAAUAACUUUUUUCUGUGGAAUAUCACCUCCUGGUGGUAAAAGUUAAGUCUUUCUCAGUCUCUGUUGGCUGCAGUCCUUAGCACUCUGACCAGUCAUUGGGUUCCCCAGUUACAAGGCACUAUUUCAAAUUAGUCAUAGUGGAAGGUGUUACUGGUCAUGAGAAGUUUAGUUGACGUGGUAACCCUGAGCUUUAAUUGCAGAGUCAAUUAUUUUACAGUCUGAAGAAGACUCUAGAACUUAAGUGAUAGUUUUCUCCCAGUGUUAUGCUUAAUUUUUUUAAAUUGUUAUGGAAAAGGCUAGUCUUACGUACAAUAAUAAUUUAUGACAAAUCUGUUUGUUUCUUCCUGUUAAAAAGGAUUUCCUUAUCACCACUAGGAAAUGGAAUUUUAUAAGCCUUUUAAAAAAGUUUCAUGAAAUUUGAUGCUGUAAUUGUAUUGGUAUCUCAAAGGGCAAAAAGUACUGGGGCUCCGGAACAGUAGUGGGCCUUCUUGGAAAUGCCACAGGUGGUCCUCCAGAUGAUGCAAAGGCAACCAAAAGAUUGACAGAAACUAAAAUCAAGUGACAGGGUUUUUAAGGAAUGACUCUUGUAAAGUGUGGGGUUUUUUUAAUUUAAAGUCAAUUGUAUUUUACAUCUUAAAUUUCUAAAAGCAUUUUUAUAAUUAUUUUAGUAAGAUUUUUCUUAAGAUUUCAUAUACUAAUUUCUACAAUUUAUAUUUUAGAAUUUCUCAGUGUUAUGUAAAGAGUGAGGGCAAGCAUUGAUUUGUGUAAAACCGUAAUGUUUCUGGAACUUAAGCUUACAGGUUUUUCCAUACAGUGUUGCUCCUACCCCAUUUCUUAGAAAAUCUAAUUUAAACUGGUUCUUUCAGCAUGAAAGAAUGAGAUGAGGAAAUUAUUUAUCUGAGUUAUACCAAUUAACAGUGCCAAAUUCUAUUCCUUUUAAAAAAUAAACUUUUAAGAUAAUGGAUGAGUACAAGGACAUGUGUUUGAACAGUGGAUUGGAUUUGUACCAGUAAUAACAAAAUUAUUUCUUUUUGACUUGGUAGCCUGAAUAAAUAUUAGAAAAAUUGCAUUCAGUUUGGGUUUUGUAUGUUCUUAAAUAGCCACUGAAAUUUAUAUUCUUAUUAUGUCAAAAAAUAAUGAACCAUAGUUUAUGUCCUCUCCCUUGGACAUUUUCUCUUUAAAAACAUUUUUUCUUUGUAAAAAAUUUUUUUAAAAAACUUCUCCUCUUAAACUAAGUCUAAUGCAUGUACUAUGAAAAUAUUUUUAAAUAACAUUUUUAUCAAUAUGAACAUACAAACAUUGAAAAACUUGGUAAGUUGAUAUUGUUACCAAAAGUGUUUGUUGUCUAAUACUUUGUUUUCUGCCGAAAUAUCUCCACUAACAUGUGCUUGGUGUAGUAUGUUUAUUGUCUGAGUUAGUGCCAAUCAUCUUAUUCCUGCAAAAUGAGUAUCAGUGUGAAAAAAGAAGCUUGAAGAUUAGGUGUGUUUGAAAAUAAAAUGCAUUGGUCAAUUUUAUUUCACUUUACAUGUGCCAACAAUUAUUCCAUACCUUGUUUGUUAGCAUUUAUAUUUCUUUACUGGAAAAGGUUAAUUUUUGGUUUUGUAUUGAAUUUGAGCUGUGAAGGAUAAAUUAUACAUCAUUUCAACAUAUUAAUAAAAGAAUAAGUCUGGUACAUUAGUCUCUGCCACUUAAAACUUCAUAUAUUUUCUGCAAAAGUUGAUUUUGAAUUUCAUUCCAAUUGUAAAAACUUUAAAGUCUGAUUUGAUGAAUAAAAUAUUUAAGACCUUAAGGUAACAAGCAUUUUCAAUGACAGAAACCUUCAUUGAUUUGCUUAAGGGAGAGAGUCUCUUUGGAAAGGUUUUCCAUAUUCCAAGUAAGAGGAAAGAUUUCUUGCUGCUUUCUACUUGCCUUUUGAACAUGUGCUUAUUUCUUUGGGAUUUGAAUCUUUAUUAUGUGGGAAAUGUAAUUUUGUCCUUCUGUUGUACAUGUCUGUAUGUGUAUGUGUGUGUAAUUGAAAACUGGGAAAAUACUACCUUGUUGAUAAUAAAAGCAAAUUUUCAUAUUCUUUCA